GGAGGCACACGGGGAAGGUGGUACCUGGGGCAGGUGCUGCUGCUGCUUCUGCUGGUGGUGGUGGUGGUGGUGGUGUUGGCAGUGGCGGUUUGCAGCAGCGACAGAGAAGGCAGUGGAGGGAGGGGGGUGUGGCACAUGGGAGAAGGGCAUGGGGAGGGGAGGAGAGUCAGGGGAGGGUGAGCAAGGUGGGGGCAGUGAGGAGGUGUGUGAGGCGAGUGCAGACUCACAUAGAGGAAGGGGAGGAUGAGGGUGAGGACGAGGGGGAGGAUGAGGAUGAUGAGGAGGUGGCAUUCACCUUCUCUAGUUGGAGGGCGGCUCAGCUGCUGCGAGUGCAGCUGCUGCUGUGA
Messenger RNA from Closterium sp. Naga37s-1, 347 nucleotides. The record is from the annotation of a GenBank genome assembly. NCBI's taxonomy places the organism in Eukaryota, Viridiplantae, Streptophyta, Zygnematophyceae, Desmidiales, Closteriaceae.